Bactrocera oleae (olive fruit fly) is the source of this 758-nucleotide messenger RNA. The record is from RefSeq and is a predicted model, not a curated record. Lineage: Eukaryota; Metazoa; Arthropoda; Insecta; Diptera; Tephritidae.
UGUCUCUCUUCAGAAAUACCUGAGAACGGCGCUGAUUUGGCUCACUUUUCUGCAGUCCACAAAACGUGUUUGUUUGCGAGUGAGCAAAAUCCAGACAAGAGUUUACUGCUUAAGUAUGCGCAACAUCGCUGGGAGGCUGCAUGGAAUACUUCACCAUCACCAAAAAGUCAUAUUGCCGUACUACAGUUAACACAUUAUCUCCAGAUGUUUCUCAAAUAUAAGAUGUUUAAAAUAGAUAUAAAUGCUAAACAGGUUGGACCUUCAUUCGUACACUUGGAUUUAAAAUCGUCGGUAUUUGGACAAAUUGACAUUCUGCAAACUGUAACACCCAUUGAACCACUUGUACAAAAAGUUUCUCACAGGUUCUACGCACGACGGGUUCUCGGACCUAUGGUAAAAUUGAUGAUUUUCGCCGAAAGUGUUAUGUUUGAAAGAGACAUGGUUAUCUGGAACCACAAAGUAUUUCGUAACACACCAUUACUAGUUAAAGAAGAUAUUGCCAUAAGAAGAUUUCGAGUGUGGUUCUCACAAUUUUAUACAGAAAACAGCAUGUCAUUUAUUGAUGCACGGAAAAUAUUGGAUUGGUAACAUAGUUUAUAUGUUUUAUUAUAUGUAAUAAACGAAAAUUCUUACAAUAGUGAAGAAGUUAUAUUUUUUAAUAAGUAAGUAAAUGAAGCUGAAUAGCGCAACUCCGUUAGCAGUCUCUAUUCACUAAUUGAGACAUUUUGUAAUAAAGUAUCCAAUCUUAAGUCACAAAA